UGUAAGGUUAGGGUUUUGUUUACCUUUUUUGUAUAAAUUAUUAUUUAUAUCCUAUAUCAAUGUUUUUUAAUUUUACUCAAUCUCUCUAAGUUUAUUAGUUGCUUUCAGUUAAUUUUUAAGUACCUACAUAGUUUCGCAUCUACGUAAAACAAAAAUGACCUCCACAAAAAUCGAAUUUUUAGUCCAAAUGACUUGCGAAUCCUGUGUGAAUGCAGUAAAAAACAGCCUCAAUGGUGUACCGGAGGUAAAAAGUGUAGAAGUAGACCUCUCGAAAGGUUCAGUGGUUGUUGAGAGCACAUUACCCACCCUAGAGAUUCAGAAAAGGCUUGAAACUACCGGCAAACCAGUUGCUAUUAAAGGCUAUGAAGGUAGUGUAGCAGCAGUUUCCAUACUUGAGGCAGGAAAUGAAAAAGUCAAAGGGGUUGUGAGGUUUGUCCAAGCAACCCCAACAACUUGCAUCAUUGAUGGAACUAUUGAUGGCCUUAAUCCAGGAAAUCAUUCCAUAGAGGUGCAUGAAUGUGGAAAUCUAUCAGAAGGUUGUAAUAGUGUGGGCAAAAUAUACUGCCCUGAAGGAUGGAAUAAUACUGAGAAAAAGUAUGGAAAAUUAGGGGAAGUAGUAGCAGAGAGAAAUGGAAGAGCCGAAUUUAGAAUGGAAAAUAAUGUGCUGAAACUGUCUGAUGUUAUUGGAAGGUCAUUUGUUGUAUCAUCACAGCUAGAUGGAUGCUAUACCCCAGUUUCCUGUGGGAUCAUUGCCAGAUCAGCUGGACUAUUCCAGAACCCAAAAACCAUUUGUGCUUGCGAUGGAACAACUAUUUGGGACGAGGUGUCAAAACCUAAUUCAAAGUCUAGUUUGUAAGUUUUAAAAUAGGGUGAAGGGGUUGUGGAAAAGGGUAUGUAAAAAUGUGUAUUUUAUAUAAUAAACAAUAAUAAAAGUUGUAUAAUAAUAAAAA
Molecule: messenger RNA, 950 nt
Organism: Anthonomus grandis grandis
Lineage: Eukaryota; Metazoa; Arthropoda; Insecta; Coleoptera; Curculionidae
Product: copper chaperone for superoxide dismutase-like
Exons: 4
Coding region: 155-856 (233 amino acids)
Biological process (GO): removal of superoxide radicals
Molecular function (GO): copper ion binding
Source: RefSeq, a predicted model, not a curated record